This is a messenger RNA of Dioscorea cayenensis subsp. rotundata (Guinea yam), 871 nucleotides long. Its product is annotated as actin-depolymerizing factor 11-like. Gene Ontology annotation, biological process: actin filament depolymerization. Gene Ontology annotation, molecular function: actin filament binding. The record is from RefSeq and is a predicted model, not a curated record. Lineage: Eukaryota; Viridiplantae; Streptophyta; Magnoliopsida; Dioscoreales; Dioscoreaceae. The transcript is spliced from 3 exons. Bases 139 to 576 code for a protein of 145 amino acids. Gene Ontology annotation, cellular component: cytoplasm; actin cytoskeleton.
GAAUCUCAUCGCGUUCUUUCUUUUUCUCCAUCUUUUUUUUUUCUUCUUUAUUUUUCUCGUAUUUAAUCGUCCUCGAGGGUUUCUCGUUUUGCUGUGAUCGUUGAAAUCCUUGGAUUGAUUGAUUGAUCGAUCGUUGCUAUGGCUUUUCUUCGAUCAUCGUCAAAUGCUUCCUCUGGAAUGGGGGUUGCUGAUGAUUGCAAGCACAUCUUCUCAGAGCUUCAAAGGAAGAAGAUGCACCGUUAUGUGGUUUUCAAAAUCGAUGAAAAGCGAAAAGAGGUUAUUGUGGAGAAGACUGGGGCUGCAACUGAGAGUUAUGAUAACUUUGUGGCUUCUCUGCCAGAGAAUGAUUGUCGCUACGCUGUUUAUGAUUUUGACUUUGUUACUGAAGAGAACUGUCAGAAAAGCAAGAUCUUCUUCGUUGCGUGGUCACCAGCAGUUUCCCGAAUCCGAGCAAAGAUGUUGUAUGCUGCCUCAAAGGAUCGGUUCAGGCGGGAGCUAGACGGGAUUCACUACGAGAUCCAGGCAACUGACCCUACUGAGAUGGAUAUUGAUGUUCUCAGAGAGAGGGCAAAUUGAUUCCCUGAUCAGGUAUCUGAGACUUUGCAAUGAAAUCAAUCAUGGAAAAUUGAGCAAAGUCUCUUUAUUGUUAAGAUUUUUAGUUUCUGGAAAAAACUCUAUCAUGAUGAUUGAACAUCAUAUAUAUAUAUAUAUAUAUAUAAGAACAUAAAUGGGGUGCUACUAAAGGAAGCUUUGUCAUAUCAUUUGUGUACCAAGAGAACUUGUAAAACCAAGACAACUCUUUUACAGACUUGAUCCUGUGUACAAUUUCUAUUAUUUGGUGAUGGUAAAGUUAUGAAACUUUGAGUUAUUA